AUGGUGAGGCGUGUUUGCAGCACCCAGUCGUCUACCUGUUCCGUGGAGAGGGGUUUUGCGGAUUUUGCAGGAAUGUCUUCGAGACAUACGAGUACGAAAGUCUGCGCCAACACUUUCCCGAGCUUUUCGAAGGUUGCCACUUCACAAAUGAGGCCGAGGAGGACUCCGGCCACUCAUCAGCGGAAGAAGCACCAGAGGCAGCAUCCUUCGCCUGCAGAC
Molecule: messenger RNA, 219 nt
Organism: Symbiodinium necroappetens
Lineage: Eukaryota; Dinophyceae; Suessiales; Symbiodiniaceae
Source: the annotation of a GenBank genome assembly